CGGGGUCCACCGGCAUUUCCGCCGGACGCGCGGGCUCCGGGAAGCAUGGAGGCGCCGCGGAGGCUUCGGCUUCGGCUGAGUCGCCGGAGGCUGCCCUCCGGGGGCGGGCCCCCGAGGCCCCGCGCCGGGCCCCUGGAGGACGGCGAGCGCGCGCGGCUGUGGGCCGAGCUGGUGCGCACGGCGAGCGCGGACCUGGGUGUGGACGGCGAGCUGCCGCCGCUGCCCGCCUUCCAAGCCGAGGAGCCCAGGCAGGACCCCGAGCGCGCCGCGCCCCCCGAGGCCUUCACCGUGGGACCCGAGACCUUCCCCUGGACGCCCUUCCCGCCGGCCCCGCGGGGAGGAGGGGGCCCCGGCUGCGCCUACCGGCUGCUCCGCGGGGCCGGCGGGCGCCUGGGGUCCCCCGCCCCGUCGCGGCCAGGAAGCCCCCCGCCUGAGUCCCGCGAGGUGCCCCCGGAGCGGCCGGCGGGGGACAGGGCACAGACCCUGCAGAGCUGCCCCAUGUGCCAGGUCGACUUCGCACCCGGGCUGGCCCAGCUGGACAUCGACAGCCACCUCGCCCAGUGCCUGGCGGACAGCACGGAAGACGUGGCGUGGUGAUAGCCCGCACGUCGCUUUCCAGGACCACUGCCCGGCACGCAGCCCGUGAGAAAGCCGAAGCUACACGUUUAAAUACGUCACCGUGGCCCGGCCAGCGUGGCUCCGUGGUUGAGCAUCGACCUGCGAACCAGGAGGUCGGUUUGAUUCCCAGUCGGGGCACAGGCCCGGGUUGCGGGCGCCAUCCCCAGGGUGAGGCAGGCAGCUGUUAAGAUUCUCAUCAUUGAUGUUUCUACCUCUCCCUUCCUCUCUGAAAUCUGUGAAAACAUGUUUUAAAAAAACACACAAAAACUUGCUUCCUGGAAACACUUUUAAGGAAAAUAACCAGAGUAAGCGCUUCAUGAAGGUCUGUAAUGAUGAGAAGGAACAGCGGCCACGGCUGGUGGGCGAGUGUCGGCCACAGCAAAGCGGGGGCCACGGCCCUGCUAGUGGCACGAAACCACAGGACGUGGCGACUCCAAACCUCAGGCCAACGGCCCUCCACCUUCUUUACUUUGUAAAACGGCUGCGUGUAGCUCCCACCACCGUGCACAGCGCUCCCCACACGCUGUCUGCAUCAGCCAACCCGGAACCGAAGCGAACCACCCCUGACGGGUGCCUCCCGUGGACACAUCCAGGGCCCGGUGCUGCCCUUGCGGCACCUGGCGCAGCGCCCUGCGAGGAGGAAGGCGCUCCCCGGCGUUCCUGUCACGGUUGCCCUCCCCAGGCCACCGGCCCUGGCCAGUCCCGACUGACCGCUCAGCUCCCAUCCGGGCUCUGCUGCUGGACACCCGCCGGUGGGGACGAGGUGCUCCGGGUCUUGGUCGGCGUUUCCUGGCGACACGGGUCUGGCGGACACAAGUCUCCAUGAUGCAUGAAGGCCCGGGUGAGGACAGGGCGGAGCCUCGCGUUCCUGCCGCCGUUGCCCUGAGCGUGGGCUGCGCGAGUGCAGCUGAGCUGACGGCUCCACGCGGCAGCCUCUUGGUGUCACUGUUCCUCCCAUCCUCCUGCCCCAACCGCCAGCCCCGCCCCACGGAGGCGCAGAGGGGCCUGGACGCUGGGGGACGCGGUGUCCAGCUAAUGUGCUAGGGACUUAAGAACCCGUUAGAUUCACCUCUUUCUAGAAAACCUUCGGUUUGGCUUGCACGCAGCGCCUUAACCCGAGGAGGAGGGAGCGGGGACGCUGCCACCCCGCAGGCUGGGAGCCGGCCCUGCCGGUGCGCAGGGCGCCUGCGGUUCCGGGUCCUUCGCUCUACGCCUCGCCCGUCACACACGCGUCUUAACUGUCCUAACUCUGGGCAACACCGGAACCACCGGCACCGACAAAAACGUUGCCCGAAUCUAACACGUGACACAAGACAUCAGGUAGGCACUGCGCAGUGUUUGCAGAAAUAUAUUUGAGCAGAUUUAGUUUCCA
This is a messenger RNA of Myotis daubentonii (Daubenton's bat), 1990 nucleotides long. It is a transcript of the gene FAAP20, whose product is annotated as FA core complex associated protein 20. Gene Ontology annotation, molecular function: ubiquitin binding; K63-linked polyubiquitin modification-dependent protein binding. Gene Ontology annotation, cellular component: Fanconi anaemia nuclear complex. The record is from RefSeq and is a predicted model, not a curated record. Gene Ontology annotation, biological process: DNA damage response. NCBI's taxonomy places the organism in Eukaryota, Metazoa, Chordata, Mammalia, Chiroptera, Vespertilionidae.